AUGGACGGUCCUGCCAACCCCACCCUCGUAUCGAGAAUUCAUUCGCGCCACCGUUAUCAAGCCCAACAGGCUCCCCAGCAAAGGCUUCCUGCACCCGAUCACCCUCAAUCACACGACCAAUUCCUUCCCCCAGGACCUGACGCAGCACCCAGAAGCAGAGAGAGUAUGAGCAGAGGCCAUCGCUUCUUCCACCGUCGCGCUGUGCUGGACAAUGUUGAAAUCGUCACGGUCCUUGCUACAGUCGACGAAGCUGGCAAUGUCAUCGCCCAGGAGACGCUACCACCUGUCCCACCACCAUCUUUGCCAGAUGUAGUCGCUACCGCCGUCGCCGCCAUGGCUUCUGCGGCGCCAGUCGCUCAGCCAGUUCAGCUGGCGCUUCCUUCGGCUGCGCUUGCUGUACCCGACGUUCCUGCGCUGCCCAUUCCUGCGCAGCCACCUGUGCCUGUGCCUGCUCCUGCGCUACCAUCGGUGGCUCCUGCCGUGCCCUCCUCUGUAGCUGUUCCCGUACUGCCAGCUGUACCUGAUACCGCGCUGCCCAUACCCGAUACUGCGCUGCCCAUACCCGACACUGCAUUGCCUGAUAAAGCACUGCCUGUACCUAAUCCUGCGAUUGCGGCACCCGUACCCGACCCUGCACUGCCAGCUGUACCCACUCUUGUAACAUCUUCUGUGGUUGUUCCUACACUGCCAACUCUGUCUGCUCCAGCGCUAGCGGCUGUCGCUGUUCCUGCGGUACCAUCUGUCGCUGUUCCUGCGGUACCAUCUGUCGCUGUUCCUGCAGUGCCAUCUGUACCUGUUCCUGUUCUCCCGUCUGUACCAGCAGUACCACCGUUUCCCACCGACCUGGUCGUCCCAACUGUCCCAGCGUAUCCUUUUCCAUCGCUGAACUAUGUCGCUCAACCCGUGGUUACAUCUACUUCGAGUGCUUCAACAUCAUCCUCAAUUCAAAGCACUGCCGCGCCAUCUCUCCCCUCUACUAUCAACUCGGCUGCCAACACGACCCUAUCAUCCACCUCAUCACUGUUGUCGUCUUCUAUCUUGGCCUCUUUUGAUAGUAUCUCGGCCUCGUCCGCAACAGACCUUGCUGUAUCAGUCAAUGCCGUCCCAACUCGCUCACCGUCUGCUUCACAGUCUCUUGCUGCUUCCACCAGGACGUCACUCACACAGGCAAUAAUCAGCUCACAGUCGGCUCGCAGCGUUGCCUCUGCUUCGAGUGCCCCAACUGCCUCGAGUGUCCCGACUACAACCGCGAAUUAUGGCGGCUGGGGUGGUAAUGCGCCUGGCACCGCAGGAGCCCCUGCUCCAACUACAUCAGCUACGUCGACCGCCGAUACCAACUCCAGCCCUAGUGCUCUUGAAACGCCCAAAGUCGUUGGUAGCGUUUUAGGGAGUCUUGCCGGAGUUGCCCUCAUCUUGGCCUUGAUAUUGUUUCUUUUGAAACGCCACAAGCAGAAGCGAGGCGGUGCUCUACAGCUCACUGGCGACGAUCAUCACCAGGAAAGCAACCGGUCCAUGACCCAGGCGCCUGCCCCAAGCAACACCCUUGUCCCUAUCGCCUUCCUCAAACGCUUUUCUGGUAUGUCUGGCAAGACGGCCGAGACUAGCACGAGCGCUGGUGAGCGGAGCUUUCAACGAGUGUCGGGUCGCAAGUUGCCAUCUGCCUUCAGUGAAGGCAUGACGUCCGAUCAAUUCUCUCGCGGAGGCACAAUGUCCGGUUCAUCAUUCUACCAAGACGAUCAUGGUCUCUAUGGCGGCACAGGUCUGUCUAAAGAGAUGGGUAAGGAGAUUGGCGAGAGUUCUGCCCCACGCGAAUCAGGACAGAUGAACUUUCGACCCAGCCCUGCAAGAACACCCAUCAUCCGCCAUCCCGACGAUGGCAAUCCUUUUGCAGAUCGUCACCACCUCAGUCCGCCACAUUCUCCUGUCGGCGAACUGCCUCCUAGAGGUACGCUCGGAAGAAGCUUGCCCUCGGCCGACGGGUCGCGCUCAAGCAAAUUCACCGAGAAUGUUUGA
Molecule: messenger RNA, 2013 nt
Organism: Bipolaris victoriae FI3
Lineage: Eukaryota; Fungi; Ascomycota; Dothideomycetes; Pleosporales; Pleosporaceae
Exons: 2
Coding region: 1-2013 (670 amino acids)
Source: RefSeq, a predicted model, not a curated record